AGCUGAUCGGCGGGUGGGCGGGGCUUCCAGAGAGGCCUCCGAGUAGGCCUCCCUGAAGCCUGAACUCGAGUAGGCCCCAAGCAAGGAAGGAGGAAGCAGGCAGCAGACCCUCUGCCCAGACCAGGCCAUCCAGAACAGCUAUUGCUAGGUGCAGAAUGACUGUGCAGCACUGUGAUGCAGGCUUGAUUUCCAGUGACUUCAAUGAAAGCACGCAGCCACCAAACACCUCUGAAGAUGAUGUACAAACAUGUUGCAACAGGCACUGCCUUAGAAGAGGAAUGCCUCCUGUGCAAAAGGAGUCCUAUGAUGGGAUGUGUCACCCACUGUUUCUAAUCACUGCUGUCUGCCUGUACAAGCAGCCACACCAGACCCAGAGCACUGGCCACCUGUGGCCAGCCAGCAGCCACCCCACCCCCAGAUUUUCCAAAGCUUUGAGGCUGAAGAAGAAAGACUGGCCAGACCCACAGAAGUGGACUACUAGACCCAACAUUGGAGAAGAUCGAGACUGAGUGACUGGGAAUAAGGGCUCCUGUCAAGAUUUCUCGAAUGUGUUUAUUGGAUGUGUGUAUAGUGGUGUGGAAACUUUGGGCAAGGAGCUUUUCAUGUAUUUUGGACAGAAAACCUUAAGGGUCCACUUUGGCAUGAAUGGUUCUUUGCGUAUAAAUCCAGAUGCAAACCACAACAGAAGCAGAACACCGGCAGUCCUGGAAAUACAACUUACUGUUGAUUUGAUUUGUUUCUAUGAUGCAGCUGUAGAGCUCAGGAAUGCUGCUGAAAGUGAGCAGAAAAUUAGAAUGCUGAGAGACUUGGAUGUAUGCUCUCCUAAAUUUAGUUUCUUAAGAGCGGAAACUGAGAUUAAGAAGCAGAACAGCCGUAUGUUAUGUGAUGUGUUGCUUGAUCAAGCAGUGCUACCUGGAGUGGGAAACAUCAUAAAGAAUGAAGCACUUUUUGACAGUGGUCUCCAUCCAGUUGUUAAAGCUUGCCAGUUAACAGAUGAGCAAGUGCAUCACCUGGUGAAAAUGAUUCGGGAUUUCACAUUACUCUUUUAUAAGUGUCGCAAGACAGGAUCAGCACUAUACAAGCAUUUCAAGGUGUACAAACGCCCCAGCUGUGGUCAGUGUAGAGCAAAGAUCACAGUGUGUCGUUUAGGGGAGAAUAACAGAAUGACAUACUUCUGUUCGCAGUGUCAAAAGGACGAGCCUCAGCUUGUGGAUCCUGGCAAACUGCCAAAAAGAAAUAGUUUAAUUGGCUGGGCAUACGGCAGGGGGUCAUGUCCAAAUGAGCAAAUUGCUCUGAAAUUGGAAGAGAAGUGGACCUGUACACUGUGCACACUAAUAAACCAGCCUUCUGUCAAACUCUGUGAUGCAUGCUUGACUCCAAGGCCUGAAGUUGAAAAAACACAGAAUGAUGAAGCUGUAACAACCUAUAACAGCAAUUUAAUCAAGUACCCAUGUAACAACUUUGGAAAGCCAAGCACGGAAAUUAAGAUCAACAGGAAAACUGCAUUUGGGACAACAACUUUGGUUAUGACAGAUUUUGCUAGUAAAAAGACUCCUUUAAAACCUAAUGGAAGCAAAAGUCUAACUCCAGAUGGAAGCUCUCUGCAUGGUUCUUCAACAAAUGAUUAUAACCGUACCUACCACUAUGAAGUAAAUACACCAGUGCUCUUUCCCUAUCAAUAUAAUUCUUUAAAGCCAGCACAGAAGAAACAGAAGAUUGAUUACUCAUCAUCAUCUGUUGGGACUAUCACUGAGAAUUUAACAAGCAGAGCUCCUCCAGUUAAUAUGACAGAUGGUUCUUGUACAUUAAGCACUGCCAGUCCUCGCUGCAGUAAACACAGCCGCUUCUGCACUCUCCGCAUUGUGAGGAAGGACGGAGAAAACAAGAGCAGACAAUUUUAUGCUUGUCCUUUACCUAGAGAAACCCAGUGUGACUAUUUCCAAUGGGCAGACCUGCAUUUUCCCUUCUGCAAUCAUGGGAAGCGCUGCAUCAUGAGGACAGUGUUGAAGAUUGGCCCUAAUAAUGGAAAGAAUUUCUUUGUGUGCCCUCUUGGGAAGGAUAAACAGUGUGACUUCUUUCAGUGGGCAGAAAAUGGUCCAGGAAUGAAGAUUAUCCCAGGAUGCUGAGCUAUUCAUCUUGAAUACACCAUCUGACAUUAAUCUCCUCAAACUGUGUAUACUACACUACUCUUCUCUGGGAGACAUUUUAAGAGGGUCAUGAUCAAGUGACAUUUUGUGAUUGCAAAUCCAUCUAGAUUAUAUAUCUGAGCAUUCUUUCUUCUGUCUCUUCUUCUGUUUGCUAUUUUUCUUCAUGCUUUGUUACGUUUCAUCGAACAUCAGAAACUCUUAGAUGGUUAAGUUAACACACAUGCCCUUCAGACAGGCAUAUUAUUUGUUGGCUUCUCUAACUGGCAAAAAACUAAAUACUUUAGAAAUAAUUGUUGUGGGGGGCAACACUUGGUUGUCUCUAGCAAAGUACUGCUAUCUGUCAGUCAAAUGUAUUUUUAGAUGGAGUUGACUCCAUGUUGUUUGUCCUUCAGCAUUUUUCCCACAGUCUUAUGUUAUGUUUUCCAUAAAAGUUUUCUCCAUGCAUUUCAGAUUAAUGGAUUUUAAUAAUUUUGUAAUUGGCUAUGAAAUAUUAAUAUAUUUAAUAAAAUGUUGCUAGCAA
Messenger RNA from Hemicordylus capensis (graceful crag lizard), 2667 nucleotides. RefSeq names its product nei like DNA glycosylase 3 (gene NEIL3). NCBI's taxonomy places the organism in Eukaryota, Metazoa, Chordata, Lepidosauria, Squamata, Cordylidae. The record is from RefSeq and is a predicted model, not a curated record. Gene Ontology annotation, molecular function: zinc ion binding; damaged DNA binding; DNA N-glycosylase activity. Bases 603 to 2126 code for a protein of 507 amino acids. Gene Ontology annotation, biological process: base-excision repair. The transcript has 13 exons. Gene Ontology annotation, cellular component: nucleus.